AGCGGAGUGCGCAUGUGCCGCAGCUCUCCACAAUCUAGGGAUGCGUUUCUCUUCAUAAAACGAUGAACAAACUCCUGGAUAGCUGUUCUGUGAAUCCGGCCCCCCUCUCGAGUCUCCUGUGAGUGUGAUGGCAACCACUGACGAGGUCACGGUGUCCAUGGGGGAGGUGGUAAUGGUAAAGGCUGAUGGAGAGGGCGACCCCGAUGACCCUAACAAGACUCAGGUCAUCCUCCAGCUCCAACCAAUCACCACUGGAGAUGAAUCUGCUGAAACAGAUGCAGCUGUCAUGGCCGUUGAAGCACAUCCAGAACAAACUGAGGGAGAUGAUGUGGAAAUCGGCUGUCCCAUAACAUGCGGCGACAGUAAAGCUGUGUUGCUAGUGAAGAAAUUUGUGUGCCCAGGAAUCAAUGUAAAAUGUGUGAAGUAUGAAGACCAGCUCAUCAGCCCCAAGCAGUUUGUGCACAUUUCUGGAAAAGCCACUCUGAAAGACUGGAAGAGAGCCAUCAGGAUGGGUGGAGUCAUGCUAAGAAAAAUGAUGGAUUCGGGUCAGCUUGACUUCUACCAGCACAGCACACUGUGUACCAACACAUGCCGCAGCACCAAAUUUGACCUUCUCAUCAACAACACACGGUUUCCUCCUGAUGGAAAUAGACUGAACACUCCCACAUCCUCUCAAGCUCAGGUGGUUCUGGGUAAUGGCGGGGCAGUGGGCGAGGACAGACCAGAAGUUCUGAGUGGGAAGGUGGACUGGAGCUCCGGCUCACUGGAGUCUGCAGACAAGAAGGAAUCCAAUGAGAUCUCAGAGGACACGCUGAACUUCUGGAAGGGUAUUGCUGAUGUGGGCUUGCUGGGUGAAGUGGUGACCAACAUCAGCACUGAGCUGCUGGAGCUGCUGAACGGCGUGCGGCAGCUGAAGGAUCUGGCUGCCUUACAGGACACAGAUUCCUGUCUGGUAGAGGUGGCGGUGCUCAGUAACCUCGCCCAAGUGUUCGGCCUGCUCGACUCAGUCAAGAAGAUCCUGGAGAAGAGGAAGCAGCAGACGGAUCCCAGCCAGGAGCAGAUCCUCAGCACACUCAGCAACCUGGAGGUGCAGUUGGAGGAACAGAGGAAGCAGCAGCAGGUGCGAGCUCUUCUCUCCUGCCCACAGCCUGCCAAAAACAAAACUCCAACCAAACGCCAGACCAAGCGGCCUCGUCUCCAGAGGCCCGCAUCCACCACCACCCUCCUGACUUCCCCCAUCAACCAGCAGGCUGCCUUGCAGCCCCAACAGUUCACUGUUCUUUCACCCAUCUCUCUGUCCUCUGUGGGUCAGCCGUUCACCGUGACAGGCCUGCCCAUUGCCUCCCUUGCCCAGUCCUCCAACACAGUCACCUUGCUGCCCGCUGGCUCGCAGCUCUUCACCCGCUACAUGGUGACUGGAGACGGAAAGGCGGACACCAUCACCUUGCACCCGUCCUCUGGCCUCACACUGGUCGGCACCACCGCUGUGCAGGACUCCGGCCAGCUGGGCACAGUGGUGAGCCCCGUAGAGCUGGUGCACCUGAGCCAGCAGCCCGGCAGCACAGAGGUGGUGCCCAUAGAAGGCCAGGUGGUGGACGGCACCAUGCUGGUGCAGCAGGAGAUGAUGCAGGGCGAGGUGGACGCUGGCCAGGAGCACACGGUCAUUGAGAUCAACCCUGCUCCAGUGGAGCAGGCGGUGGGGGUGAUGGAGCUGCAACUGACCGGGGAGUCAGGCAGAGACGGGGCCGCCAUGGUUGUCCAGAGCGGGAUGGAGGUGACAAUGGCUGCGGAGGGGGAGGAGACACAGUGCCAAAUGCAGGAGGGGCAGACUGAAGGGGUUCAGGGGCUGCAGCUGGAUGCCAGCGGACAGUUGUCAGGUGUUCAGAUAGUGGUGAUAGAAGACAAUACUCAGGAAGAAAACAAGGUGAAAUGAGACACACCUCGUAUUUUAUCCAGCAAAGCAGGUAUGAACUCGUACUGAGCUAUCACAGACUUGUGAAACUGUAAAUACACCAAAUUUCCAAAUCCACAGAUUGACUUGGCCUAAGACCAAGCACUAGGGUAGCCAUUUUUCCUUUUUUGGUGUGUAUGUGUAUGUGUGUGUGUGUAUGUAUGCGUGAGCAUGUGUGUGUGUGCUCUUCUCAACUUCUUGUUGAUUUUUAUUGAAACAAAGAAUAUAAGGUAUGCUCCUGUUUGAUUUGUAUUUAAAGGAUAGUUCUGGUGUAUUAUACCUUGGGUUUUGUUUUUCUAGUUUUGGCCAUCGUUUCUGUCUGCAAUAUUAAAACUGUACCAAGUGCUGAGAUCUGAGAAAAGAAUUAUCCAGACUGUCUCCUGUAAACAUCCAUCACAGUUUACCGACUGACUUUGUGGUUCAGCUCUGGCAUACUCUGCUGACUGUAUUUCAAUUCACAUGACUUUAAAAUAUAGUGACAGGUUUUUACCAACAUUUCAGGUGUACCCACUUUUGCCAAAAAAAAAAAAGUGAAUAAUGAUUACAUAACACUGAACUGAUUUGGAUCUAAAGUAUGUCAUCAGCACACAAGGUUGUCUGUCUGCACCUGCUUAGAUCCAUUCGAUGCUCCUGUAACCAGCCGGCUACCGUCUAAAAAGAAAAAUAUGGAAAGUUUGAGGAGGAGUUUGACAGAGCUGGACAGAAGGUGGGUGAGAUAAAAGGCCUAAUAUGUGUGUAUACGUGUGUGUGUGUGUUUUUUUUGUUUAAUCCAAACAUUCAGCAUACUUAGUGGGGAUUCAGACUGAAAACAGCCCGGUGUUCCACAGAGGGCUCAGUUGGUGGGGGUGUGUUGUUGUUUAAGGCACAGACAGUAACAGAUUGCGUUUAAAGGCUUAUCAGAUUGUAAAACACUGCUCUACAGUUUCUAAUACUCCCAGACAGGACUUUACAACUCUUGAAAGUUAUCGAGACGGCAACUAUUUUCUCUUUCAUUGUGAUGAUGGUGAGGUAAAACGGUAGACGUAUGGCACUCACGUUACAAAGUCAUCCACCGGGAAUGUUUACCUGCUUGUACUUCAUUGCCCCUCGUCAAUGACAUUUUAUUAUGUUGCAGCGAAAGUUGAGCCAGGUUUGACUCUUUGCUGAAGCCCUGUGCGAUAGCGUCCCCGCUGCACUGAUGGAUGGGCUCAUUCUAAUCAUAGGGAGAGGGGUGCAAGUUUUUUUUUCGAUGCAACAUUCUUUGGUGCAAAAGAAGUUGAGAACCUCUGAUUUAGAUAACUGAACGUUCAGUUUGCUCACACCCUGGCUCACGUUGUGUUCCCAGAUCUCAGUUAUCACAUUGCUUGGUGUAGUUGUGUCAUUACUGAUUAAAAAAAAAAAACGAUGGCCAAAACCUAGAAAAUGAGACCAAAGUUGUAACAGAACACAGUUG
Molecule: messenger RNA, 3383 nt
Organism: Toxotes jaculatrix (banded archerfish)
Lineage: Eukaryota; Metazoa; Chordata; Actinopteri; Toxotidae
Gene: gmeb1
Product: glucocorticoid modulatory element binding protein 1
Exons: 10
Coding region: 128-1933 (601 amino acids)
Biological process (GO): positive regulation of transcription by RNA polymerase II
Cellular component (GO): nucleus
Molecular function (GO): DNA-binding transcription activator activity, RNA polymerase II-specific; RNA polymerase II cis-regulatory region sequence-specific DNA binding
Source: RefSeq, a predicted model, not a curated record